This is a messenger RNA of Plasmodium yoelii, 4515 nucleotides long. RefSeq names its product conserved Plasmodium protein, unknown function. The transcript has 5 exons. Bases 1 to 4515 code for a protein of 1504 amino acids. NCBI's taxonomy places the organism in Eukaryota, Apicomplexa, Aconoidasida, Haemosporida, Plasmodiidae. The record is from RefSeq and is a predicted model, not a curated record. Gene Ontology annotation, molecular function: protein binding.
AUGACUAAUAAGGAAAAUGUUAUUAACUGCAAAAGGCUACACAGAGAGAAUAUGGUUUUUGCAACCAUAAGCAAUGACUGUAAUUAUAUCUGUAUUAUCACAUUUUAUGAAAAUAAUUACAAUGUGGAGUUGUUCAAUGCAAAUAAUAAAAUGCAAAAAAUAUUUAGAAAGGAAAUACCAGAUACAAUUAAUAAAGUCUACAUAAAUUAUAAUAAUAAAUAUAUUUGUGUAACUAGCCAAAAUGGAAGUAUUUAUAUUCUGAACAUGAAAGGUGUUUUUUUGUACAAAAAUGAAAUAUUACAUUGCUUAUUCAGAAAAAAGUAUAUAAAACAAAAACCAAUAAGUAUAAACAGUCAUUUUAACUAUUAUUACUCCAAACGAAAACGAAAAAAGAUUUUAAGAAGCACCGUCAAUAGUCAAAAAAAAGACAAUGAGGUUUAUGAAAAUAAACAAAAAAAAAUAAAAUAUAACAAGCUAUCAAGAAAAAACAGUGUUACAUUUUCACUUAAUAAUAACAAAAACAAUCAACAAAAUGAUAAAAUAUUUACAGAGAAUAAUAUUAUUAUUAAUGAUGAUAAAAAUAGUCUAUCUGAAAAUUUACAAGAAUUGUAUAACAAUAAUAAUUAUUUUUUUCAAAAAGAUCAAGAAAAACAAAAUUUUAGUCUAAAAUCAAAAACAUAUAUUAAUAAAUCAGAAAAAAAUGAAGGAUACACAAACCUACACUUUGAAAAAAAAAAAGAAGAUAAUUAUUACGAAAGAAAUGUAGAUAAUAAUAUUAAUAAAUUUUAUGGUAUGGAAAAUAUUAAAAAUAAAAAAGAGCAUGAAGAUGUAAAUGAAAUAAUAUAUUUGGAUGAAUAUUUGAAUGAAAAAUCAAAUACCUUAGAAAAGUAUAAAGAUUCGAAAAAAAUAAAUUUUAAUAAUUAUGUUUGUACAGAAGAUUGUAAAAAGGAUAAAUUAUUAACAAAUGAAGAUUUUAUUUUUGAAGAACCCGAAUAUUUUCAUAAUGAAUUAGGAAUAGAUAGUCAAAAUGAAAUAAAAAAUUCUGAUGAAGAAUAUAAACGGAUUGGUAUUGAAAUAGUUGAUAUAUAUUGGAUUUGCAUGGAAAAAGAAAAUAAAAAAGAUUUGAUAGAAAUUGAUAAUUGUAUUUAUAGUUAUGAUAAUCUUAACAAAUCUAAUUUUUAUGAUAAUUUGCAUAUUAUAUAUAGUCUAGAUGCAGCUUUUAAUAUAAUUUGUUCUAUUAAUUUAAAAAUAAUAAUUUAUAAAUAUAAUAUAUUAAACUAUUUUUAUAAAAAUAUAAGUCCAAAUAACCAAUUCAAAAAUAAUAUAGUAUAUUUAUUUAAAAAAAAAUUUUUACAAAAAUGCAAAGAAGAAAAGAAAUAUACAUUUAUAAAAUAUUUAAAAUCAAAACUUGAUAUUUAUAACAAUAAUUCAUGUAUUGAAUCUGAUCAUAAUAAAAUUAUGAAUAAAAGAAAAAUACAAGACAAUUUAAAUACCUCAAUUAAUAGAUAUAAAAACUUAACACAAUUAUAUAGACCGUCUUAUAUAAAUAGAAUUGGACAAUAUUCUUCUUACUAUUUAGAUGUAAAAGAAAAUAUAAUUAAAAAAAUAUUUAAUGACAUGAUUAUCGAAAUGAAUCAAUCAUAUAUAUCAAGUAACCAAAAUUAUAUUUUAAUAAAUUAUUAUAUAAAUAUAAAGAAAAAAUAUCUUAAAUUUUCAAGUUUAAAUAUAGGCAUGUUAAUUCGAAAAAAAAAAAAUCCAGCCAAAAAAAUAAUAAAUAAAAAAGAAGAUAACAAAGAAAAAAAAAUUAAUGUGAAAAGAAGUCGUGAAAGUUUUAGUAGUUGUGGAAGCAAAAAUUAUGAUGAACAAAAUGAUAAUUCAAUGAUGAUAGAUCUUGUAAAAAUAUAUAUGAACAAAAAUAAACUAGCUAAAUUUCCUACAUAUAAACAUAAAUUGGGAGUAUUAGGAAUACAAAAAAUAAAUACUAUAGAUAGAGAAUAUAAAUCAAUUGAACAUUUUGCAUUAUAUUUAUUAUACUGUUUUGAUAUAUUUCAAAAUAUUUUUAAUAUAUAUAAAAGAAUGUCUUAUAUUUAUUCUAGAUGUGAUGAAUAUAAAAAAUUAUAUACAAUUUAUGAAUAUAUAUUAUCUUUAAAUGAAAAUUAUAAAAAAUAUUAUUAUAAAGAUAGAUCAAUUAUAUAUUUCUCAAAAUAUAUAAAAAAUAGAAAAGAAUAUUUUGAUGAAAAUUUAUAUAAAAUGUUUUUUAAAAAAUCAGAAAAACAAGAUUUUGAUCAAUUUUAUUAUCUUAUUAAAAAAAUGAUAAACGAAAAUACGGUUUGUUGUUCUUGUUCAAAGAAAAAAUAUUUAGAGAAAAAAAAAUAUGAACAGUCAGAAAUUAAAUCAAUUGAAACUUCUCAAUAUUUUAAAACAAAACCAAAUAUAAAAAUUAAUUUUAAUAAUUAUCAAAAUAAAGAUAAUAAUAUAAAUAUUUCUCGUCCUAUAAAAAAUUACUCUAGUUACACACAAUCUUUUAUUUCGAAAAUGAAUAAAGGUCAGGAUAAAAUACAUGAAAAUAUUAAAAAUAUUAUAAAAAUAAAUAAAGAAAAUAGAUAUACUAAUUCUUUUGCAAAUAUUAGUAAAUACAUUGAUGAGAAAAACGUACAAAAUAAUUGUAACAAAAAAACUUGUUUGUCUAAUGGCAUAAUGAAAAGAUAUAGUGAACAAAAAAAUAUUAACAGUGCAAGAGCAGAGACAAAAAAUAAUAUUACUAUUAAAAAUAAGAAUGAAAUAAAAAGAAAUGUAUCAAAACCUAUUCUAGAAAUCAAGGAGAAAAAUGAUCAAGUAAAAAAAAAUACGAAUUGGGUUCGGAAUGGUAAAGUCGAACGGGCAAGUAAUAUACCACCUCGUGGAGGUGAAGACGUAUAUAUAGAUGCAGAUACAGAUACAGAUGCAGAUGCGGCCACAGAUGCAGACGCAGAUGUAGGUAGAGAUAACCGCUUUGCAUUAAACAAAAUUAAUAAAAAUGAAAAACAAACAACAAAUACAGUAUUGGCACUUAACCCAGUGGAUGAUAUAAGCUCAUGUUGUUUCAGUUCUGGAAAUAGUACAAUUUAUGAAAGUGAUAAAAGUAGUGAAGAAGAUCAAUCUGAUGAAAUAUAUUCGUCUGUUUCUGAACAAGAAUUAGAAAAAUGUUUUUUAAAAAACAGAAAAUUUAUCAUAAAAGAUGAUAAAACUAUUUGUGAAGAUUGUGAAAAUAUAUUAAAAAAUAAUAUAUUAUUACACACAUUUGAAAAAUUUGAAUUAAAUUAUGAAAUUCCAAAAAAAAAAAAAAAAAUAGCUCAAAAAAAAAUAUAUAGUUCAUUAAUAAAAGAUAUAUAUACAAUGUAUAGAGAAAAAAAAUGUCCUAUAAAUAUUUUACUAUUAUUACAAGAAAUAAAUGAUAAAGAAUUAGAAAAUAACUUAAUUCAUUUACAAUAUAUUUUACAUUUUUUUGAAAAAACAUUCCUUCAAAAUAUAAGCGAUUAUUUAAAUAAUCUAUUUAAAAUUAUUAAUGUUUGUAAGGGUUUAGUAACUCAAUAUAAUUGUCAUUGUAAAAAAGAAAUGAACAAAUUAUAUAAUGCAGCAUUAUAUUGUCGAAAAAAAUUUGAAUCAUUUUAUAAAUUAAAAACACCUUUAAAUAUAUAUUAUUUAGUUAUUGAAUUAUUAGUGUUUAUAUCAAAAAAUAUUUAUUUUGAGAAUUUUCCACAUUACAAAAAAACAUUUUCAAAUUAUAGAUAUGUUGAUUUAUUAAAUAGUUAUAACAUAUUUAAAAAUAAUAAAAUGAAUUUUAGCUGUCUAGAUAAAUAUUUACACAUUAAUAGUAUCAAAGCUCAUAAAUUUUAUAUUGCUUUAAAUCAGCUUAGAAUCAGUUUAAUAAAUAUAUUAAGAUCUUUUUCAAACAAUAAUAAUAAUAAUAAUAAUUUUUCGAUUCUUUAUAAUCUAUCUAUUUUAAAUGUACCUCCAAAUAAAUUCCAUUUUAUUACUCUUCCGAAAAAUAAAGAAAAAUAUCAUUCUUGUAACAAUUAUUCAUAUUUUGAUGACAUAUUAUAUAAUAACCAAAAUAAAUUAUAUCCCUUUUAUAUAUGUACAUGUGAUACAUACUCUUUUAUUAGCAUUAAAAAAUAUAUCCAAACAAACAAAACUUUUAUGUUAAUACAAAGAGAGUUUAUUAAUAUUAAUUUAUAUCCUCUACGUCUGUUAAAUAUUAUUGUAAUAUCAAAGAAUAUGUUUUAUAUAUUCACAGAAAAAGAUAAAAAAUUAAAUAUCACAUCCAUUAAAGUUAAAUAUGAUGGUUCACAAAAAAAAAUACUAAACAAUGGGGAAGAUAUGAGAGAAAUUAGUAAUUUGUCAGUUCUUAAUUGCUCAAGCUUAGAAACAUAUUUUCCAAAUGCGGAUUCAUACAAUAUUAAAAUCCAAAUUUUAUAUAAUUCCAUCAUUGCGAACUUCCAACCCCAUAUGUGCCUAAUAUUACAAGGAUUUUGA